Messenger RNA from Physella acuta, 3358 nucleotides. RefSeq lists its product as uncharacterized. Gene Ontology annotation, molecular function: GTP binding. The record is from RefSeq and is a predicted model, not a curated record. NCBI's taxonomy places the organism in Eukaryota, Metazoa, Mollusca, Gastropoda, Physidae.
GACGUUGAACUCACGUCAUUGACACAUGUUAAAAUUUAUUUAGUCUAGAGUUUAAUAUUCUAUUAAUAAACUCUAAUGGCGUCCCCCAAACAAAUGAAUCUAAUUCUCAUAGGUAAAACUGGAAAUGGAAAAAGUGCCACAGGAAAUUCCAUACUGCGUCACUCGAGAUUAUUUAAGUCAAGCUACAACACGACCUCGAUAACAAAAUAUCCUCAAUACGAGGUAACUCAUUUCCAGGAUAGAGUGAUUCAAGUUGUAGAUUGUCCGGGUGUUCUAGACACGGACCUUGCCAAGAAAGGUGGUGUAGACCUUGUUAAAGAAGCGUUGCAGAAUGCUAUCUUAGCUAAUCCAUCAGGAUACCACGCUUUUCUUAUUGUGGUUAAAUUUGGUAACCGUUUUACUAGAGAAGAACAACAGUGUAUCGAGAUUAUGAAAGGCAUUUUGGGAGAUGAUAUAAUUGAAUCCCAUGGUAUUGUGGUAGUGUGUAACGGGGACACGUUUGAUUAUAUAAGUGCUGAAGAAAAAAUCACCUUUGAACAAUAUUGUAAGGAAGAAACCGGUCCAUUUAAAGAGCUUCUUGAAAAUUGUAAAAAUAGAGUUCUUCUUUUUAAUAACGUAACGAAAGUCGAGGAAGUUAAAAUAAAGCAAGUUGAAAGGUUAGUUGAGAUGGUCGACACCCUACACGCCGAUGGUAAAUGCUACACAAAUGACGACUUUCAAAAGGCAGAACGGAUACAAAAAGCUGUGGCAUCGAUAUCGCCCGACCCGAUGUUGGAGAAGAGAAUGAUAAUUGUCCAAGGGAUUAUUUUGCAGCGAAUGUUUGAAAGUAAAAAAAUAUUGUCUGUAAAAGAGCAGUUAAAAAUUUUAUUAGAAUUGCAUGAAAAUAUUAAGAAGCUAGUUAAAGAAAUUGUAGAAAAAGACAAAGGAUCCGGAACGUUCAGUAAAUUUAGGAAAAGCAUAGAAACUACUCAAAAACUUCUGGAAGACAACAUUAGGAUGUUAACAAAAGAAAAUAGCUUACCCGAUGUAAUUGAGAAGAAGCAACAAACAACUUGUGCUGAAGCUGUAAAGGAUACAAUUGAAGACACAAAUAUAAGAGUUAAAUUGAGAGAAUCUGACGCACCACAUUCAACGUCUAGUAUGUUAGAUGAACAUAAGAUAUACAAUUGCUCAAUUAAUCUACGAGAUUGUAAUGCUACAACACAAAAAGAAACGACAAAAGAGCCAUCCAAAUCUCGAAAUAGAUUCAAUUCUAAAACCAAAUUUCCCAGAAGUAAAGCAAAAAACAGGAGAGCACCGGUCGACAUGCUGGAGAAUGAACAAGCUGAAACUAAUAUCACAUUAAACAAUCCGGAUGAAGGAAGUCCAAAUACCACAGGUAUGAGAAGACAGAUCAACAAAGCAGGGUACACUUCAUCAAUGACAGCUGAAGCUGAUAAAGCAGACGUCGAUUUUAAAAAAGAGUUAAAGAGUCUGGAAAAAGAAUUUAUGGAACUUAAACGUGAAUCUGACAUGGUAAUGAUGGAGAAAUGUCUACAACAUUUAAAUGCAGAUAAAAUGGCUGAAGAGCAAGUGUCAAGUCUAGAUCUUAUUUUGGUCGGUAAAACAGGAAGUGGGAAAAGUUCAACAGGAAACUCAAUUUUAGGAAGACCGAGGAGCUUUAACGUUGGCUAUACAACACGAUCUGUUACUAAAGCACCUAAGUAUGAAUGGACAGAGUUUGAAGACAGAGUAAUACAAGUGGUUGACUCCCCUGGCUUAAUUGAUACUUAUGCUAAUGAAACAGAAGGAGUAAUCCUUGUCCAAUCUUCUUUACAAGAAGCCAUGUUGGCUAACCCAAAAGGUUAUCACGCAUUUUUAGUAGUGAUAAAAUUUGCGACACUCUUUACACCAGAAGAACAGGGAACUGUUGAGAUAUUGAAAGGAAUAUUAGGAGACAAUUUUUUAAAGGACUACGGCAUAAUUGUCAUGUCAAACGGCGACACUUUUGAGCACCAUUGUCAAGAAGAAGGACUGAGUCUAGAAAAAUUCUGCGCCGAUGAACAAGGUCCUUUCAAGCAAAUUUUAGAAGAAUGCAACAACAGAAUUGUUGUUUUUAAUAACAUAACCCACGAUGAAAAUGUGAAACACAAACAAGUGAAAGAGCUAAUUGCAAUGGUAGACAAGCUUAAAAAUGGCGGUAAAAGAUACACGAAUGAACACUUUUAUAGAGCUGAAUUAUUAUUCUGGGAAAUCAUUAAAUCGUCUGUUAUACCAGUAGUAAAAAAACCGAUACUACAAGAGCUAAGUUUGAUACUACAAGCCAUCUACAAAAGCGACGAAUUAACUGACGAAAAUGACAAACUGGUUUCAAUCGAAAAACUUGAGCAAAGGGUAAACAUUCUUCAUGUUGAGGUUAAUGAAACACAAAAUGAAGACCGAGCUCUUCAAUCCGUCAGGAAACUUAUAGAGGACACUGAAAUAUGUGUGAAUGAACGUAAAAAAGCAUACAUUGACUUAAUCGAGCUACAAAAAACGAUUAAAGAGAAACAAAACAAGUUGCCCCGCUUAGAAAAUGAGUUACAGAAGAGUAUAGCAUUAAGAAGAACAUUUGCGCAUGUGAUGAAACAGAAAAAAAACCUGGAAAAGGAAACGCAGGCCAUAGAGAAAUAUAAAAUGAAAAGAGAUCAGCUAAGAGCCGAAAUUUCGGAGAUAUUCGCCACGGAUAAGAUUAAAUUGGAAAUAAGCCGUAUAAUGUUGAAGGACGAUUGCAUCGAUAAUUUUUUCAUGCAAAUAAAAUCUAUAAUAAAAGCUGCUGGCAUUUUUAUUCUAGAUCAUAAACAUACAAUACUUGAACUGAUGAACAUUAUCAAGGAAAUGGCUGCAGACUAAACGGUUGCAAUUUAAAUUAAAUUAUCUCCGGAUUAGUAAAAGUAUUGAUUACUUAAACAGUUGCUUUAAAUAUAGGUUUCAUAUUUUAGAUAAAAUAUAAUGAUGUUUGACUCUGACUGCAAAUCUGGGAAAUGAUUAAAAUUUUCAAGGAAAUUCCUGCAGACUAAACGUAGUUAUGUUCAGUUACCGGAAAAACGGUAGUAAUUGAAAUUGAAAUAUCUCUGGAUUGGCAAAAUUGUUCAUCACUAAAAUAGUCGCUUUAAAAUUAGGUUUCAUAUUUUAGAUAAAAGCCUGUGAUAGCUUUUACUCUGACUGCAAAUCUGAGGGAAUUGCACAGGAUACAAUAAAAAUAGCUUUUUAAUUGUAAUUAAGCUUUAAUCAUUGUAUUACAGUAAUAUUUAUUUGCGGUAAUAAUUUACAAACAAGCAGUUGAAUUUAAUUUUUAACUGAUAAACCAAGGAUAAAAAGACUAUCUACCACUGUUUGU